AAAGAAGUAGCCGAAGACAGAUACAAUGGCGGCGCGCAUGAUGCCUUUCUCGAUUCGCUCGAUUCUGUAGGCUGCUUGACAGCGGUCGCGUUGUUACUGUUUAAAGUGUGAAUCGAAAUACCCCGUUCAUGGCGCGAUCUAUGCAUAGCUGAGACUGGAAUCGAAAGAGAGAUAGGUAACAUUUUUCGGAUUCAUGCCGGCGAGAAUCUUCCGAAAGCCGGCGAAGGCCGGCUGGGCUGUUCGCCGGUGGUGGAACUUAAAACGGCUGUUUGCGACCACAACCGGCGAGCCUGCGUCCACUACCGACCAGAGCGACGCUCGGAAGAUUCGCAACAUCGGGAUCGUGGCGCACGUCGACGCCGGCAAGACGACUGUCACGGAGCGGAUCCUGUUCUACAGUGGCCUGACCCGGUCCAUGGGCGAAGUUCACGACGGAGACACCGUGACGGACUGCUUGCCGCAGGAGCGGGAGCGUGGCAUCAGCAUCACGGCGGCGACGGUGACGUUCCCGUGGCGCGGGCACAGGAUCAACCUGGUCGACACCCCGGGGCACGUGGACUUCAGCGUCGAGGUCGAACGUUCCUUGAGGGUUCUUGACGGUGCAAUCACGGUGCUGGAUGGUUCGGAGGGCGUCCAGGCGCAGACGCUGUCCGUCUGGGAGCAGGCCCACCGCCACAGCCUGCCCCGACUCGUCUUUGUCAACAAGAUGGACAAGUCUGCGGCGGACUUUGACGCCUGCGUGGCAGACAUCCGCUCCAAGCUCUCCUCCUUACCCCUCGUUCUCCAGCUUCCAGUAAGAGCAGACGACAAGUUCGCAGGGGUCGUCGACCUCGCCUCGCUCGAAAUCCUCGUCUGGCCGUCCGACUCUCAACGCGGCCGCAUCUUCAGCCGCUCUCCCAUCGCGCAUGGGACAAACCUGCACGCGAAAGCGCUUCGUCACCGGCAAGUCCUAGCCGAAGCCAUAGCCGAAGCCGACGACCUUUUUGCAGACGAGUUCCUUUUGAGGGACAAGUCUCCAACAGGUCCGGAACUGCUGUCGGCGGUGAGGAGGGCUACGGUGGCAGGCGUGGCCGUUCCGGUGCUCUGCGGAAGUGCCUACAAGAACACGGCAGUGCAGCCGCUGCUCGAUGCCGUGGUGGACUUCUUGCCUGGGCCUCUGGUUGCGGAUGACCGGAAGGAUCGGCUGGCAGCACUCGCGUUCAAGGUGGUCCAUACUAAGUUCAAGGGCCCGCUGACGUUUGUGCGCCUGUACUCUGGACGCCUGACGUCGGGCCAGCGUCUGUACAACGCCACUCGCGACAUAUCCGAGAAGGCAGGCGAACUGGUCGAAGUGACGGCGGACGAAUACCGCACGGUCAAGGAGGCUGGCGCGGGCGACGUGCUGGCCGUGGCUGGACUGCAGCACAGCGUUACGGGGGACCUCCUGGUGAACAGCGCCUCUUCGGCCGCCGCUGCGCUGGCUGGUCCGGCCGGAAGACGUGCAGCCAUGCAGGUUCCCGAGCCCGUGGUGCUCUGCAGCGUGGAAGCUCCUUCGAUGCGGCUUCAGGGGGCCAUGGAGAGUGCUCUCGCUUGCCUGUCCCGAGAGGACCCGGCUCUCAAGGUUACCCACUGCUCUGACACGGCACAGAUGGUACUGGGCGGCCUCGGGCGGCUGCAUCUGGAGAUCACGCGGGACCGCAUCCUACGUGAGUACGGCGUUGAAGCGAGCCUGGGGCCACUGCAGGUGGCCUACCGUGAAGCUCCCACCAAUCAGAGCACGGUGCCUGUUCGCCACGUUUUGGACCGUACUACCGGAGGAACAAAACACCACGUUGAACUGGAAAUGCGACUGGUGCUGGCCGACGGUCCCUUUCGGCAGCUGCGGGUGUUGGCAACCGAGGAGAACGGACUGGCACGACUCUGGCAGCAGCACCUCAAGGCCCUCGAAGAUGGCGCCGCCCUGGCGUUGGCACACGGUCCCCUGCACGGCUUUCCCGUGGUGAACGCCGGGGUGGAGCUCAACUGGUGCAAGGUGUCGCGCGGCACAUCCGUUGCCAUGGUGACGGCCGCCGCCUCUCAGUGUCUUGCCAGAGCACUCAAGGAAGCUGCCGUGGUCCUACUGGAACCGGUCAUGCACGUCGAGGUGUGCACUCCGGAAAGCUAUCUGGGGCGUGUGCUGAACGACCUCUCCCGGCGACGGGCAGCUAUUGGAGAGGUGCAACAGCGGCGAGACGUGCGUGUUGUCUCUGCGAAGGCACCCCUUGCAGAGCUGGACAAUUACGCGGACGAGCUCCGAACAUUGUCCUCCGGGCGCGCCAGCUUCCACAUGGCACUGGAGGAGUACCGACCAAUGGGCACGCAGGACACGGCACGUGCGCUUCGCCGGCUGGCCGGCCUGGCAGACGACACCUAGCAGACAAGUGGCAGAAGUUAACUAGUAGGGGACAGCUUAUAGAUAAUAUCUGGAACGCAACUAGCAUGACCACAUAGAGCGGACGGUACCUAGUGGGCGACACACCCAGCACCUGGCAGGAACUUCUGCAAGAAAUCUGUUGAGGAACUCCAGCAGAUGCAACUAGUGGUUAUCACCUACCAGACAUGCAGGGGACAGAUUGCAGGUGCAGCAGACAAGUGGCGGCAGACCCUUGCCUGUGGCAUCCUUAACUUUGCAACGCUUGAGCAAUGUGACCAACCUGUUUCAGAGGAUUGUUUUUUCUAGAACUGAUAAUGCUGAUUCCGUUCCUUUGAAGAGCUGCAUCAUUGUGCACAAUAAUCCUCCAAGACCUGUCGGAGAGUGAAGUCUUGGGGGCUUGACACCUGGUGGUCUUAACGGUGAAUAAAUGGUGUCCGAGGCACCUUUCUCUGUGGGAUUUUA
Ixodes scapularis (black-legged tick) is the source of this 2854-nucleotide messenger RNA. RefSeq names its product ribosome-releasing factor 2, mitochondrial (gene mRRF2). The record is from RefSeq and is a predicted model, not a curated record. NCBI's taxonomy places the organism in Eukaryota, Metazoa, Arthropoda, Arachnida, Ixodida, Ixodidae. Gene Ontology annotation, cellular component: mitochondrion. Gene Ontology annotation, molecular function: translation elongation factor activity; GTP binding; GTPase activity. Bases 194 to 2392 code for a protein of 732 amino acids. The transcript is spliced from 8 exons. Gene Ontology annotation, biological process: ribosome disassembly; mitochondrial translation.